Messenger RNA from Plasmopara halstedii, 1641 nucleotides. Its product is annotated as t-complex protein alpha subunit. Gene Ontology annotation, molecular function: ATP-dependent protein folding chaperone; ATP hydrolysis activity; ATP binding. Lineage: Eukaryota; Oomycota; Peronosporomycetes; Peronosporales; Peronosporaceae. Gene Ontology annotation, biological process: protein folding. The record is from RefSeq and is a predicted model, not a curated record. The transcript has 2 exons. Bases 1 to 1641 code for a protein of 546 amino acids. Gene Ontology annotation, cellular component: chaperonin-containing T-complex.
AUGGAAACGGCAGACCUGGUAGUAGACGGCACGCGCACAACGGGAAAGGAUGUGCGCGAAUUAAACGUAACGGCAGCAGUGGCUAUUGCCAACAUCGUCAAGAGCUCAUUGGGCCCUGUAGGACUCGAUAAAAUGCUCGUUGAUGAUAUUGGCGACGUAACUAUCACUAACGACGGCGCAACUAUUCUCAAGCAGCUUGAGGUUGAGCAGCCUGCGGGAAAGGUGCUUGUAGAGCUUGCCGGUCUUCAGGAUCAGGAAGUUGGCGAUGGUACUACGUCCGUUGUUAUAAUAGCGGCUGAGCUCCUCAAGCGCGCCAACGAGCUGGUCAAGACCAAGAUACAUCCUACGUCCAUUAUUGCUGGAUACCGUAUCGCUAUGCGUGAGGCUGUCAAGUACAUUAAGGAAAAUUUGUGCGUGCCCGUAGAUUCGCUGGGUCGUGAAAGCUUAGUAAACGCUGCGAAGACCAGCAUGUCGUCGAAGAUUAUUGGCCCUGAAAGUGAUUUCUUUGCCAAUUUGGUCGUGGACGCUGUGUCGUCCGUCAAAGUAGAACAGGAAGGUGCCAAGGGUAAGAUUAGGUUUAAGUAUCCCGUCAGCUCGAUUAACGUGCUCAAGGCCCAUGGUAAAAGCGCGCUCGAGACGCAUCUAGUGGAUGGAUUUGCCCUAAAUUGCACGAAGGCUUCACAGCAGAUGCCCACAUACAUAAAAAAUGCAAAGAUUGCAUUGUUAGACUUUGAUCUGCAGCGUCACCGUAUGCAAAUGGGUGUGCAGGUGGUUGUUAACGACCCAAAUGAGCUAGAGCUGAUUCGUCAGCGUGAGGUUGACAUCACCAAAGAAAAGAUCCAGAAGAUGAUCGACGCGGGUGCCAACGUGAUUUUAACGACCAAAGGGAUUGAUGACUUGUGUCUGAAAUACUUUGUGGAGUCCGGAUGCAUGGGUGUUCGACGCUGUAAGAAAGAAGAUUUGCUGCGUAUUGCAAAGGCCACAGGCGGUCAAGUUGUGCUUACGCUUGCCGACAUGGAGGGCGAAGAGACUUUUGACCCUUUGGCUUUGGGCGAGGCGCACGAAGUGUGCGAGGAGCGUGUAGGCGAUGGCGAGCUUAUAUACAUUAAGGGCUGCAAGACGCGCCAAGCCACUACUGUAGUACUUCGUGGAGCUAAUGAGAACAUGCUUGAUGAGAUGGAUCGCUCCAUGCACGAUGCUUUUAUGGUUGUGAAGCGAAUGCUCGAAAGUAACCAGCUCGUUGCUGGUGGCGGGGCAGUAGAAGCGGCUUUGUCUAUUUACCUGGAAAACUUUGCGACAACGUUGGGCUCCAGAGAGCAAUUGGCCAUCGCCGAGUUUGCUGACUCGCUGUUAGUAAUCCCCAAAACACUGGCAGUCAACGCUGCCAAGGAUGCCUCAGAGCUCGUUGCGCGCCUCCGUGCGCACCACAAUACAUCGCAAAGUGAUGCUGCCAAGUGCGACUUGCGAUUUUCGGGUCUGGACCUGCUAGAGGGCACUGUGCGAAACAAUUUGGAAGCUGGUGUGGUCGAGCCUGCUAUAAGCAAGAUCAAAAGCCUACGCUUUGCCACGGAGGCUGCCAUUACCAUAUUGCGAAUCGACGAUCUUAUCAAGCUCAACCCUAAGGAAGAGCCCCAGCAGUAA